AUGGAUCUGUUGGAUUUAUUUCUGGACAAGUACGGUUUGGAUUUAUCAUACCACCAUGCAUGGUUAGGAGUGGAAAAGGCUAGGGGGGAAAUAUUUGGAGACUAUGAAAGUUCAUUUGAUAAGUUGAGGUGGUACGUUGAAGCUGCCAAAAUUGCAAAUCCAGGGAGCUUAUUAAAGCUUGAAGUUGAUCCUGUCAGCAAGGAAUUCUCGAGGCUCUUUGUGUCGUUCAAUGCAUGUAUCACAGGGUUUAAUCAUUGUCGACCAUUCCUUUGCCUUGAUGGGACACAUCUCAAAGGCAGAUUCAAGGGGUGUCUUUUUGCUGCCACAGGAAAAGAUGCAGAUCAAGAUAUUCAUAUCUAUUUAUCUGCUUGUUCUAUGAUUGGUAUAAGACAGAACCUAGUAAUGGUUGGCCUGAGAAGUGAGCACCUUGUCUCUAGACAGGCACUUUGUGUGACAUUUUGGGGUUUAUUUCCCCUGGCGUUUGCUAUUGUGAAUGCAGAAAAUGAUUGUAAUUGGUUGUGGUUUCUUCGGAUUUUAAAAACUAUCUUGUCUACACGGCCUAUUACUUUCAUUAGUGAUCGCAACCAUGGUCUCGUGAGUAACAUACCAACUGUUUUUCCUGAUUGUCAUCAUGCUUACUGUUUGUAUCAUCUUCAAUUCAAUUUGAAGGAUCACUUCCCUGGACGGUUUCGAAAGGGUUAUCGAAAUAGGUUGGUUAAAUUGUUUAAUGCUAUCGCUUAUGCUCCAUCGGUAUCAGCUUAUAUGAUAUGUGAGGCUAAGUUCUACGAGCAUGGGGGAGAUAAGGCCAAGACAUUUAUUGCAAGUGUUCCAAAACAACAUUGGACUAAUGCUUAUUUUCAAGGGCAUCGAUACGGAGAGAUGAGUUCUAGUGCUAUUGAGUCCUUCAAUAACUGGAUACUUGAUGCACAGCUUAUGCCGAUAAUGAAUUUAGUUGAAGAGUUGAGGUCCAAAAUUAUGAUUCAAAUGUCGCGUAGAAGAGAAGAAGCAUCGCGUUGGGUUUCUCAGAUUUGUCCGGACAUGGAUGCAAAGUUAGCUAAGAGGAUUGACAAGGGGAGGUCGUGGAGGGUUUAUAAAUCAAAAACCGGCUUGUAUGAGGUGAAAUCUGUACCUGCUGUUCUAGUAAAUCUUGAGGAAGGGACAUGUUCUUGUGGAACCUGGCAAUACAAUGGUUUCUUAUGUGCUCAUGCUGCAACGGUGUUAGUUAAGACUUGUGGAGCGGAAGGAUCCUUGGCUGGUUACAUUGAUCCGUUUUAUCAUGUUGAGGCAUAUCGGCUCACAUAUCAAGAUAAUAUCCAUCCAAUUCUAGCUAUGGAUAUUCCUGACUUCACACAAGGAAGUACUCGGGUUAUCAAAGCUCCAAAAAAUAGGAGGCAAGCUGGAAGACCUUGCGUAAAGCGCAUUCGUUCUAGGGGUGAAGAACAAUCCUCUGCUAGGCCAAUGAAAUGUGCGAGGUGCCAUAAGCUUUCUCACCACAACCGCAGGACAUGCAAAGGGGCUACGGAUGAUUGA
Messenger RNA from Rhododendron vialii, 1530 nucleotides. RefSeq lists its product as uncharacterized. The record is from RefSeq and is a predicted model, not a curated record. The transcript is spliced from 4 exons. The coding region runs from base 1 to 1530 and encodes 509 amino acids. NCBI's taxonomy places the organism in Eukaryota, Viridiplantae, Streptophyta, Magnoliopsida, Ericales, Ericaceae. Gene Ontology annotation, molecular function: zinc ion binding.